This is a messenger RNA of Erigeron canadensis, 1055 nucleotides long. Its product is annotated as F-box/FBD/LRR-repeat protein At1g13570-like. Lineage: Eukaryota; Viridiplantae; Streptophyta; Magnoliopsida; Asterales; Asteraceae. The coding region runs from base 40 to 828 and encodes 262 amino acids. The record is from RefSeq and is a predicted model, not a curated record. The transcript has 3 exons. Gene Ontology annotation, molecular function: protein binding.
UCAAUAUGUGCGACAGAAGUUCAUGAUGUUAUUAGCAGCAUGCCAGAGAAUGUGGUAACUUAUAUUCUUGAUAGUUUGCCUAUUAAAGAUGCGGCGAGGACUAGUAUCUUAUCGAGAACCUGGAGGUUUAAGUGGACUAUGCUCACUCAAAUCGUAUUUGAUUUUGACAAGUAUUAUGAUGAGAGGGAUUUAAGCAUAUUUCUCCUUCAACUUAUAGGUCCCGUCACAAAGUUUAUUCUCCUUGUACCAAAUAACAAGGAAUUGGAUGUUAAGGAUAUAAAGCGUUGGAUUAUGUUCUUGUCCAGAAAAGGAAUUAAAGAGUUCGCUAUUAUAAAUAACCAUCUCAAACCACUUAAGUUGCCUAGCCAUCUUUUCUCUUGUCUAGAGUUGAAACAUUUGAAGCUUUGUAACUGUUUUUUCCGUCUUCCAAAAACUUCUAGUGGUUUUCCAAAUCUGCUGAGCUUAGAAUUGCGUCGUGUAACUUUUGAAAGCGGUAAUUGUGGCCAACUUAUCACUCGGUGCCCAUUACUAGAGAUUCUGAAAGUUAGUUAUCAUCACAAUCCUUCUGGAAAACUGAAGUUAGUUGAGAUUGCUAAACUGACAAAUCUCAGAGUUUUGUCUCUGCCAUUGUGUAAGCUUGACUAUAUAUUGAUCACUAUUCCGAUUAUUUCUCAGCUUGGUAGCUAUUUUCCAAGACUUCAAGAGCUUAAUUUGGACUUUCAAAAUAGCAAGUUCCCCGAAGAAUUUGAUGAAAGCGAGUACUUGGGCUUGGAUAAUAUUUUUCCCAGCCUCAGGACUCUUAACAUUAUCCCGAAUAAACUUUUGUAGUCAAGCAAUGUUGACUAGUGCUAUUGGAAUGAUUUUGGGCUGCCCAAAUUUACAGACCCUUGAGAUGAAAGCCACAUACGAUGAUGUUGACACACCACCUAUAUACGAACUUUUGGAGGAAGACUACAGCAAAGCAAGACAGCUACAACUAUGCAGUGUAGUGUUAACAUCUUUUAGAGGUCCAGAGAUCGAAAUAUAUUUGAUAAAGAGUAUACUUGCAUGUUCUC